GGGCGCGGCGGGCGCUGCUGCGGGGGGGGCUCCUGCUGUGCCUGGGGCUCCUCCUGCUCUGGGCCUCCAUCUUCCUCUACGGCACCUUCUACUGGGCUUACCUGCCCAUGGCCACCGUCGUGCGGCCCGUGCACCUGGGCUUCAGGUCAGACUGUGAUGUUGCCCCCCCCGAGCUCUGCUCCUUCCCCACGGCCAACGUGUCCCUGCUGGGGGAGCACCGCGAGAAGGUGCUCCUGUACGGGCAGCUGUACCGGGUGUCCCUGGAGCUGGAGCUCCCGGAGUCGCCGGUGAACCGGGAGCUCGGCAUGUUCAUGGUGGCCGUGACCUGUUACGGGGCCGGGGGGAGACCCUUGGCCUCAUCCGCGCGCUCGACCAUGCUCCAUUACCGCUCCCGCCUGCUGAGGACCCUCCACACCGUGGCCUUCGCCGGACUCUUCCUCAGCGGCUUCGCGGAGCAAACCCAGACCCUGGAGGUGGAGCUGAUGGACCGCUACCAGCGAGGACCCCUACAACCCGACAGUGGAGGUGGUGCUGGAGCUGCGGAGCCGGCGGGUGCAGCUCUACAGGGCCCAGCUGAGGGUCCACGCCCACUUCAGUGGGCUCAGGACACGAGGAGCGAAGGACACGGAGACCCCCUG
Chiroxiphia lanceolata (lance-tailed manakin) is the source of this 638-nucleotide messenger RNA. RefSeq names its product BSCL2 lipid droplet biogenesis associated, seipin (gene BSCL2). The transcript has 6 exons. The record is from RefSeq and is a predicted model, not a curated record. NCBI's taxonomy places the organism in Eukaryota, Metazoa, Chordata, Aves, Passeriformes, Pipridae. Gene Ontology annotation, biological process: lipid droplet organization; lipid storage. The annotation marks the transcript as partial. Gene Ontology annotation, cellular component: endoplasmic reticulum membrane.